AUGGAGUCACAGACUUGGAAUACUUCAUACACGACGGACAGUCAAAUAAAUGGCCAAUUGGCAGGCAAUACUCCUGGCAAGUCCCCCUACUAUGUUGAAUUGGAGCAUGCAACAUCAAACUCGACUCAGUCACAGCAUACAACGCCGCAUCUCAAUAAUAAUUCAAAUUACUCAACACCAGGUGACCAAAGUAGUAUGAAAAGAAACACUCCAGGGCCAAAUCAAAUGGGUACUCCUCUUCAUUUCCAAUCAACCACGCCAUCAAAUUUCACUGAAUCAGAGCAGUUAUUUUUGCAAGAACUAGAGGAGAAUAUGUAUGAACACCAACUGGUUCAGCAACAAAUUCGGUCGCAAAGUCGACUUGGUGGACACGAUCAAGGGCAACAGGGGCCUCUGCCAGGUAACUUCCGUUUGGAUGCCAUAGCGACGCACCAACCCAUGGACAACCAAAUGAAUUUCGACCAAGAAGCGCAGGAAGCUUCAUUUCACCGUCACAAUUCUACUCACCCGGGACAUCAGCAUACUGUAUCUAAUAUGUCUACACCCAAUGGUGGUGUUCCGGUUUUACACUCUAGUGUACCACCACAACCACAGUCACAACUGCAACUGCAACAACAUCACCACCCUCAUCAAUCACAGCAACCACCGCCACCGCCACAACAUCAAUUUGAAUUUGGACUUGACAAUUUAAAUUUCAUGAUCCCCGAAGAAUUGAAUUUUGACACUGAACCUGGCCAUGUUUCGUCAGCAUUUCCUCCCAAGGUCCCCACGGAACAAACUCCUAGCUUGUUAGCCAUAAAUGCCAUGAAAAAGGAAGAGCAGCGUAGGAAUGCAGAAUUUUCUUCACCUAUACUACCGGGCCAAAAUGAGAAACUGUACAACAAACACCAUCUUUACCAUAGGCAAAAUUCACUGGGAAAAGUGUAUUCAGUGAAUCAUGAUGAUAGUGAUCAACAACCACAACCGCAACAUGUGCGUCCAGAUGCUGUAUUCACUCCCUUGGUCAGUCCAGCAGUGACACCAUUGGAUAAAGGUGCCAACGGACCUUCCUUCAAUCAGAAGCAGCAGCAACAACAACAGCAACAUCAUCAUCAUCAGUCGCCGGCAAAUAUCAAUUUUGAACCCUUGACUUCGCCAGCAUUGAAUGCACAACAAUCAUCGGAUAAACGAAGAAAAUCAAGUUCGGUGUAUGCACCAUCUUCAGAGGAUCAUAGAUAUCAAAACAAGAGAAGAACACCUCACGGAACUCCCGUUCUUGCUGCUAGUAACAAGAGCUAUAUUUCACCCUCAGCCAAGGCCAAAUCUUCUACACCAUCAGCUACUGAUCAACUUGAGAAAUUGCCCCAGUCAUCGAUACCCGAGUCCAAAGUGAAUACUAAUGAUACGGAAAUGUUACCACCAAGUGGGAAACCCCGAGAGAUUAAUGAGCCACCAUUAAUGGGCUUCACUAUGGGAAGACUAGCUGAAGUGGAAGAGAAAAAUCAACCAAAAGGAAAGAAACAACAGCAGCAGCAGCAGCAGCAACAGCCAAAGAAGAGCAAAUCAGUAUCACGUAAAUCGUCGAUUUCGAAAUCAUCUUCUUCGGGAGAUAGCAGCGCAUCAUCGUCGCCAAAAUUAACCAAGAAACCUGAAAAAUUGUCCACGAAAAAGGCAUCACACAAAAUAGCAGAACAAGGACGAAGAAAUAGAAUGAAUACCGCCAUUGCUGAUUUGGCAUCCUUGAUCCCACAACUGUAUCAUGAUGAAAUCAGCAUUCCGUCUAAAGCAACAACUGUGGAAUUGGCCUCAAGGUAUAUCAGAAAGCUUUUAGGGGAUAUUGAAAACUUGAAAAGUGAUGCAGAACAAGGCGUAAAUGGGGCUGAAGAGGAGAUACGUGGAAAUGGGGAGCUUGUAAUUGAAGGUGAAGUUAGUGAUUAA
Lodderomyces parapsilosis is the source of this 1917-nucleotide messenger RNA. It is a transcript of the gene PHO4, whose product is annotated as phosphate-sensing transcription factor. Bases 1 to 1917 code for a protein of 638 amino acids. Lineage: Eukaryota; Fungi; Ascomycota; Pichiomycetes; Serinales; Debaryomycetaceae. The transcript has a single exon. The record is from RefSeq and is a predicted model, not a curated record. Gene Ontology annotation, molecular function: protein dimerization activity.